Messenger RNA from Propithecus coquereli (Coquerel's sifaka), 1381 nucleotides. It is a transcript of the gene TMEM82, whose product is annotated as transmembrane protein 82. The transcript is spliced from 6 exons. Bases 54 to 1064 code for a protein of 336 amino acids. The record is from RefSeq and is a predicted model, not a curated record. Lineage: Eukaryota; Metazoa; Chordata; Mammalia; Primates; Indriidae.
CAGUGACAUCAUCUGUCUGUGCAGACCUAGCCGAGGCUGCCUCCGGGGCUGCCAUGUUCUACCUGCUGUCGCUCCCCUCCCUCGAGUGGGGCUCCAGCCUCCUGGACUCCCUCCUGCAAGGCCUUGUCGGGGCCCUCGGAGUCUUGGUCCUGAACAGCCUCCUGAAAGUCUACUUCUUCGUGGGCUGUGCCAAUGACCCGCAGCGGCGGCCCCAGAAGGAGCGGCUGCAGGCCCAGUGGGCCUCGCUGGAGAUGGUGCACGUGGCGGGGCUGACCCUGUUCCUGACCAUCGUGGGGGCCCGGGUGGCUGCCCUUGUGGUACUUGAGUUCUCCCUCCGGGCUGUGUCCACACUGCUGUCCCUGGGCAAGGGCUCCCGGGACACGGAGCGGCUGCAGCUCUACCUGCUGUGCCAGUACUCGCUGGGCUGCGGGCUGGCCUGCGGCCUGAGCUUCCUGCAGGAGGGUGCCCCUCACCGCACGCUGAACCUGCUGCUGAGCCUCGGGCUGGCCGCGCUGCUCGGCUCGUGGGCCCAGCGCCUCCAGUGCCACGUCUGCCGCCUCUACGAGCUGCACAGCAGCCAGCACUACUGUGGGGUCUGCCUGGGCCUGCUGGCCAACGCUUACGACCUCCCCCGGCUUCUGGGCCGCGCCCUGGCCGUGGCCUUUGCUGUGGGCGACAUGGCGGCUGUGGCCCUCAUCAACCAGGACUUCCUGACCACCUCGGAGGCCGUGCGCUUCUGGACGCCGCUCACCAUCUGCUACACGCUGCUGGUCAUCUACAUGCAGGAGGAGCAGCGGCAGCACCCGGGCAUGCAGGGCCAGGUGCAGACGGUGCUGGUGCGCAUGGGCGGCCUGUUCGUGCUGCUGCUGACUGUGGGCCGCUGGCUGGACCUCCUGGGCAUCCUCGUCUCCCUCCUGGGCGAGCUCUGGUGUCUGGUGGGCGCCCGAGCCCUGCUCGACCUUUGCCACAUACAGGACCUUCCAUCGCAGAGGCCUGCAGUGUCCACGCCAAGCCAGCCCCUGCGCUCCACACCCGCCCGGCCCCGGAGGUCGGCCCCCUCCUGACCUGCCCGAGGGAGGACUCAGAGUCUGUCUCAGGCCCACACGGGCUGACCUGCCGGGCUUUGACCCCAGGACGCUGCCUGGAGGUGGAGUGGCAGGGCUGGUCCCUCGGUGGGCACUGGGGACCCCUGCGGGGAGGGCAGAGUUUUUGGAUGGGGCCCUUGGAGAGAGGGGCAACUCGGGGCCCCUGGCUUAAUCCCUCUUUUUCUCAGGGUGGGCAACGGACACAGCCCCUCAGAGCUGCCUUCCUGGGCGGGGUUGGGGGCUGGGGGAGUUGCACCCUCUGUACCGGCCUCCCCCGCCCUCCCCAUAAACAAUAA